GACUCUACUGCCAUGUGUCAUAAAAUCAAAAAUAUAAAAUCGGCUGCAACGGUUGUAGUUUGCUAUUGUAGAUUUUUGGCGUAAUUUGUAUUUAUUAUUUAUAACAAAUAAUUUUUUUAUAAUUUUAAUGUUAAAUUUAAACAAUAUUAAGGACAGUGUAACAGUUAACGACUUUUUAUCAUCAAAGUUUAUUGGAUAUUCCUUCAUCUACUAUAUUUAAGUGAAAAUUGAAAAGAUGGAUACAUCAACUCCAAUGAAUGUUGAUUUGCGAAGGCGGACAUUAUUAGUAAAUAUGCAAAAUCUCUCAUCUCCAUUACGAAGAUCUGUAAAUGUCUCUAUGAACGGAUCGACUGUAGAAAUGUCCAAUGAUGAAGAUGAGAGAGCAGAUAGGAGAAGUCAACUUCAAAUUCAAAAACGUUUAUCAAGUAUUUCAACUCCUAAAAUUAAUUUGAAUGAAACUUACAUUAAGGAACAGUUUGUAAUGUACACCCAUCUGUUUACCGAAAAUAAAAUAACAUCAAAAAAUGCCUGGAAACUUCAAAUCAUUGAUAUGCUUAGGCCUUUGUGCCAAAAAUCUCGACAAGAUGUUUUACAAGUAGCCAGUACUUCCAUUGAUAUUAGUGCAAAAGUGUAUGGUAUUAGAGUAGAUGAUGUGCAUUCUGAAGGAUUAAAAUUGGCCAGUAACAUGGCCAGAGUAGCAGAAUCUGCAACAGUUGCUGAAGAUGAUGAAGGAGCAGAAAAUUCUGAGGGUGAACAAGAACCCUCUUCUGCUAAAAAAAAGAAACGUAAAAAAGUUACCCAGACUGGGUUUAAAAGCACUAUUAAUAGAAAUCCAAAAGGAAAUCUAGGAAAGUUGCCAAAAUUAGAACCAACAGAUUUUACUACUCGGAUUAAUGCUGACACAGGUACCAUCGAUAACCUAUUUACGAAUUCACUUAAAGAGACUUCGUACUCUUUCAUUUUAUUAGACAAAAGAAAAAAAUUUAUUGAAGAAUCUGACCCUAUUGUGCAACGAGACUUUAAAGUAUCUUUACAGAAAUUUACUUUUCCUGACAAAGUUUUCAAUAUCAACCCAACUUUCAAUGAUUUCAUAGUAGACCAGUGGGAUCCUGAUCAAGAGGAGAAACGAGACAGUGAUAAAACAGUUUUGUCUCAAAUACAACCAGUAGUUUAUGACGAACGGGGAUUUCCAGUUGCUGAAUUAGAUGGUUCAAUUCAUGAUAUUUUUGAAACAAAUGAUGUUGACAUGGAUCCAGACAAUGACGAAGUCAUAGAAAUACGACAUGGAAAUUCUAUGGGACCUGAACUUCGUGUAGGAGUGGCGAACGUUGUCGAUUUCAAACCUAUGGAAAGCACUAUUCACUCUUCAGAAUAUUCUUUCAAUCCAGUUGUAACCACAAAUAAUGGAAAGUACAUCGAUAGAAUUUGGGCAGGACCAAGUCAUUGGAAACUCAAAUUUAUUAGACGGUCUGUUCCACGUUUUUCUGGUCAGACAAUAAAUACGACUGUUAAAGCAUUGUCAAAAGGAAGAAAAAAGAACCAAGUGGUAAUGAUUGAUUUUGAUCCAGAACCACCAGAAGUUGAUUUUUCUAAAAAGUUUGUAAUCAAAAAGAGACUCGAGGUCGACGUUGACAAGGUAACUCUACCACUUAUGGACCAAUCAUGUGCCAGGAUAAUGGCCACUAUCAAAGAAUUAAUGGCAAAACCAGGAGUAUGUCCCGUAGAGAAGAAAGAAAAAAUUACAGACUUGGGAGAAGAGGAUUUUAAAGUAACUCCUUACAAAUACGAAAAUCCAAAUGAUUCGUUGUAUUGUUCUCAGACACAAAACGACGACAUGGGAGAUAGAGACAGCAUUGCAGAUGAUGAAGAGCAUAUUUUAGCAAACGCAGGAAAUCUAGCUGAACAUUUAGUUGACAACCCCGAAAUGGUACCCAAUACUUACAUUCAGUACGCUUCAAAAGCAAAGCAGAUAGAUAUGAAGAAACUGAAAUCGGCCAUUUGGUAUAAAUUAACCAAUGAAGUAGAGGGCCAAAACAAUCGAAGUAAAUUGAUUCCUCAGACAUUUUCCGAAUUAUACAAAGCCUUGCCGGAAUUAAUGCAGAGUAAAGAAAAGGAGAAACUUUCUUGUCCCCUGGCAUGUUUUGCCUUAUUGCACUUGGCAAAUGAACAAAAUCUCUAUCUGAAACAACUGUCUGGUAAUAAAGACUGUUACAUAAUGGGACCUGAAUACUACACCACAUAAAUUAUCUCUAUCAACUGGAAUAUAUUUUUAUUUUUAGUGUUUUCUCAUUAAAUGUAUUAAAAACA
Messenger RNA from Diorhabda sublineata, 2307 nucleotides. Its product is annotated as condensin complex subunit 2-like. Gene Ontology annotation, cellular component: condensin complex. Lineage: Eukaryota; Metazoa; Arthropoda; Insecta; Coleoptera; Chrysomelidae. Gene Ontology annotation, molecular function: chromatin binding. Bases 236 to 2242 code for a protein of 668 amino acids. The record is from RefSeq and is a predicted model, not a curated record. Gene Ontology annotation, biological process: mitotic chromosome condensation. The transcript is spliced from 11 exons.